AUGGUCUACAGCUUCUUCACUAAAGAUCCACCAUUGCUGCAGGAAAUUAAUGAUAACCUAAGAGCGUUUUGGGAGAUAGAGAACGUCAGCAAAGUGGAUGAGGGACGAGCCCCUUUGAAUGAGAGUGACCGAAAAGUGCUGCAGAAUGCCAGAUCAUCAAUCAAGUUGGUGGAGGACAAGUAUCAGGUGGCCAUACCAUGGAAAGGACAGCUGUACCCAGAAAUGGCAAAUAGCAGUGAAAUUGCAGAAAAGAGGCUGAUGUCAACUGAAAACAAGCUGUUAAAACACCCAGAGAUCGCCAAAAGUUACUGUCAGGUCAUUCAACAGUAUCAAGGAAAGGGCUUCAUAAAGAAGAUCAAACAGUCAGAGGAAGAUCGGGAUGAUGAAAAGAAGAGUCAUCAGUGGUAUUUACCACACUUCCCAGUAUUACGCCCAGACAAGGCUACAACUAAAACCAGGAUAGUGUUUGAUGCAUCAGCCAAAGUUGCCGGGGACAGCCUUAAUGACAAGAUAAACAUGGAACCGAAGAUUCAAAAUGAACUUUUCGAGGUUUUAUUGCGAUUCAGAAGACACCCUGUCGCCAUAGUAUGUGACAUAGCAGAGAUGUACCUCCAGAUUACCUUGGAAGAAGAAGAUAAAAGAUAUCACAGAUUUCUAUGGCGGGACCUAGACAGGACUAGAGAUCCAGAGAUAUUCGAGUUCCAGAGACUGGUUUUUGGAAUCAACAGCUCACCGUUCCUGGCACAGUUGGUUUCCCAAGAGCAUGCAAGAGCCCAUCGGAAGCAGUACCCAAGAGCAGCAGAGACGAUCUUGAAGUCAACCUAUAUGGAUGACAGUCUAGAUUCUGUGAACGACGAUGAAGAGGGUAAAAAGCUGUACAGAGACUUAUCAGCAUUGUGGAAAGGAGCUGGAAUGCAUGCCAGAAAGUGGUUGUCCAACUCACCCGAAGUUUUAGCCAUCAUAACAGAUGAAGAUAGAGCUUCGGAGAUCAAUUUGGAGGAGGGAUACUUGCCAUCAGAAAAGGUCCUUGGAGUGCUGUGGAAGGCUGAAGAAGAUGCUUUCGCUUAUCAGCUGACGCCCCCUGCUGCUGAUCUCAAGCUUACAAAGAGGAGCCUACUGCGAAGAAUAGCAACCAUUUUUGAUCCCCUUGGGCUGAUGUCGCCAUAUGUUAUACAAGGAAAAAUCAUCAUGCAAGAUGUGUGGAUGUGUGGCGUUGAAUGGGAUGAAGAACUGCCGGAAAAAAUUGAAAAGAAAGCUUGGGAUUGGAUAGUUGAAAUAACAGAGUUAGCCCGGGCCAGGAUUCCUAGAUGCUUACAGCGAGCUGAGGAGAUGACAGGUUUCCAACUUCACACCUUUGGCGAUGCCUCGAAAGAUGCAUACGGGGCUGUGGUGUAUGCAAGAAGCACCUAUGCGAGUGGAAUGGUGGCCACACGGAUUGUAGCAUCCAAGACCAAAGUAGCGCCGUUAACCUCUGUGGGCAUCCCAAGACUAGAAAUGAUGGCGGCUGUGUUACGACUUCAACUCAGUCUGAGCAUUGUAGCAGCAUUGGAUAACAAUGUCAAGGAGGUGAAUUUUUGGAGUGAUAGCCAGAACGUCCUCUGGUAA
This is a messenger RNA of Lineus longissimus, 1605 nucleotides long. RefSeq lists its product as uncharacterized. NCBI's taxonomy places the organism in Eukaryota, Metazoa, Nemertea, Pilidiophora, Heteronemertea, Lineidae. The transcript has a single exon. Bases 1 to 1605 code for a protein of 534 amino acids. The record is from RefSeq and is a predicted model, not a curated record.